Molecule: messenger RNA, 1088 nt
Organism: Phragmites australis (common reed)
Lineage: Eukaryota; Viridiplantae; Streptophyta; Magnoliopsida; Poales; Poaceae
Product: large ribosomal subunit protein uL16z-like
Exons: 4
Coding region: 135-809 (224 amino acids)
Biological process (GO): ribosomal large subunit assembly; translation
Cellular component (GO): cytosolic large ribosomal subunit; ribosome
Molecular function (GO): structural constituent of ribosome
Source: RefSeq, a predicted model, not a curated record
CCACCAGCAGACGCAAGCGCACACGCCACUCAUCACCGCGUAUAUAAAUCUCCUCCUCCAACCCUAGCGCCCACCACUCCACAGGUGCUGCGCCGCCGCCGCCUUCACCUCGACGUCUCGCCUCCGACGACGCCAUGGGGAGAAGACCGGCUAGGUGCUACCGCCAAAUCAAGAAUAAGCCAUACCCAAAGUCACGGUACUGCCGUGGUGUCCCUGACCCCAAGAUCAGGAUUUAUGAUGUUGGGAUGAAGAGGAAGGGAGUUGACGAGUUCCCCUUCUGCGUCCAUUUGGUGAGUUGGGAGAAGGAGAAUGUUUCCAGUGAGGCUCUUGAGGCUGCCCGCAUUGCUUGCAACAAGUACAUGACCAAGAGUGCUGGGAAGGAUGCCUUCCACCUGAGGGUCAGGGUCCACCCAUUCCAUGUCCUUCGUAUCAACAAGAUGCUUUCAUGUGCUGGGGCUGAUCGGCUCCAAACUGGAAUGAGGGGUGCUUUUGGCAAGCCUCAGGGUACCUGUGCUCGUGUGGACAUUGGUCAGGUCCUCCUUUCUGUGCGCUGCAAGGACAACAAUGCUAUUCACGCUGAAGAAGCCCUCCGCCGUGCCAAGUUCAAGUUCCCUGGCCGCCAAAAGAUCAUCCGCAGCAGGAAGUGGGGUUUCACCAAGUUCAACCGAGCUGAGUAUCUCCAAUUCAAGAGUGAGGGUAGAAUUGCGCCUGAUGGUGUCAAUGCUAAGCUGUAUGGUGUCCACGGUCCCCUUUCCAAGCGUGCCCCUGGGAAGGCGUUCCUCGCGGAGAACAUUCAAGGGACUGCAUAAUCUCUUCUGCUGAAUUGAUCUUGAGAGUUUUUUGUUUAGAUAAUCUAAUGUUGCAUGCUAGAACUCAACUGUUAAGUAAUGGUUAUCUGUCGCAGCAUGAUCUACUUCUAUAGGUCUGUUUGAUGCGAAGGUUUACAUACUCAUAACAACUUGUUUGAACCCAUCCUAUGUAUUGUUAUCAACAGGGCUACAUCUCAUUCGUAUCGUCAUGCUUUAUUAUACUUUGUUUUAAUGUAUCAGUAUAUUUUUGUAAUGCAGCAAUUCAUGCGUUGCCUUUGA